AUGACCUUGCUGGCCAGAGAUGAUGGGGGUACCGUUGCUAGCUGUGGUAACCUUAAAUGUGCCUUUAAGGGCAUGUGCGAAUCCAAUGGUGGAGGUGAUCGAUCUCGAGACCUAAGAAGAAUUCCAAAGCGGCGUCUCGACGAGAUUCUCGGCGGCCAAGCAAAGCCGAAGCGGCGGCACCUUUAUCUUGUCUUGGAUGAUUGGUCGUCGGGAUACAGCAUCCGCAAGAUAGAUUUGUCGGCCGACCUCGACCCCUUCUACCCUGCUCGUCCGGUAGCUGCUGCCCGCCGCUGGAUCAAACGGCGGCUGCCACCGGCCAUCUUCCGCUUCCAGGCACAGCGUGAGUUGACCAGGUGCUUCGCGGCCUCCUUCGACUCGAUCCUGGCUAUGCUGCCCGUGUGCCUCGAUCCACCUCGGGGGGCUCACGUCUUCAACGUCCACAAGCGGACCGGCAGACCGUUUGACGAGGACACGGAGUCACCGGAGUCCGACUCCGAGGAGUCCGGGUCCCGCCGGGAGUUGGAGUCUUGGAAGUUGGAUGUCACCUCUUACGCCGUGCACAGUGGCGAACAUAGCUUGUUUGUCAGCACCCAAGAUAGCACCUUCGUUUACAGCACCGUGGAUGUCCUGAUGGGUGGUACCGAACCUUUUCAGUGGGAUCGACGACGCAGCCAGUGCGUGCUACCUUUCACUGGCCGUGGCCAUUUUGACUCUGAGCUGCAGGCAUGGAUUGGCCUUUCUCGCGAGUUCACUGGUCGCCUCUGCUCGUGCGAAGUGUUUUCUGCCUACCCUUACCCUGACGUGGAGGUGGAACAGUCGCCAGCUGUGAAGAUCAGCAAGGAGGAGCGUUUUGUGCUUCACCCUCAUGAGAAGCUGGUAGGUGCCACCCUUAUCUCUUGUGGAGUCCGAAGCUACUACUGCCUCGUGCAGUGCGUCUCUGUUGAUGAGAAGCUGGAGGAGCAAUCUAUGUCUGUUGUUGAUGAGCUGCAGAAGCAAUCUAUCUCUGUUGAUAAGAAGCUGGUGGAGGAGCAAUCUAUGUCUGUUGAUGAGAAGCUGGAGGAGCAAUCUAUCUCUGUUGAUGAGAAGCUGCUGGAGGAGCAAUCUGCAUCCUUGCUUCGUUUAUUGACUUUCUAUGUCCAGUAUGACAAGAAUGGAGACCUGACGGUUGGCGACCGACAGAUUCGGGAUUACAGCUUGCCGGAGUCUGUUUCGGAACAAGUCACAAAGAAUCCUAUUGCGUUCUGGAUAUAA
Molecule: messenger RNA, 1251 nt
Organism: Miscanthus lutarioriparius
Lineage: Eukaryota; Viridiplantae; Streptophyta; Magnoliopsida; Poales; Poaceae
Source: the annotation of a GenBank genome assembly